Molecule: messenger RNA, 411 nt
Organism: Radiomyces spectabilis
Lineage: Eukaryota; Fungi; Mucoromycota; Mucoromycetes; Mucorales; Radiomycetaceae
Exons: 3
Coding region: 1-411 (136 amino acids)
Source: RefSeq, a predicted model, not a curated record
AUGGCAACAAAGCAACAAGAACUCGAAUCACUAUGCUAUCUAGAGACCAUGUUUCAGGAGUAUGGUUUUGAAGAUGGUUUCCGGGAUGGCGAGAAAUCAGGAGAAUUGGAAGGACGGCUGUUUGGAUGUGAAAAAGGCUUUGAACUUGGACGUGAAAUCGGGUUCUACAGCGGUUGUAUACAAGUGUGGGCUCAAUUAGCCGAGCAGCAUGGCGAAAAGAUUUCGCCAAAAGUUGUCAAACAUAUCGAAACGCUUCAACGAAUGAUCGAUGAAUUCCCCAAAGAUAAUUGUCCAAACACGGAUUUAUUUGCACUACGGGAUAAGAUGAAGAUGAAAAUGAAGGUGAUUACAUCGUUGCUGGGGAUACAACAAAAGUACAACGAAGGCGAAGUAUCAAAAAUGUCAUACUAG